GAACGAACAUCCUCACGCCCCAGCCGUCGCGAAAGAUACUCCGGGUGUCGGGGAUCGCGAGACGAUCUCCGUCUACCGGCACCGUAAGCACACGCCUGCGGACGGCGAGCACGGGUAACUCGCCGCCUGACUAGAACUAGACCCGAGCGUACGGUGUGUCACGUUCCGAGCGUUCGCGUUGCGCACGCGCCUCAAGGAGCCGUCUGAGGAGGUCGGGGUCCAAUAGGGUGGAUGCGGAUACGGAGCCGCUGAGGACUUAACGGGUUGCAGGGGCUCCGGUUCGAAGUCACGAUGAAACUUGGUAUGAUUAUAAUUUAAUGUCCUGGGUAUCAUAAUCAUAAUUUGACAAGGGAAAAAGUACAUGCACGAAAAAAGAAACUGAAUUAUGCGGCUCCAUCCCUACACAAUUACUGCACUAAACGUAAAUGUAAGUUUGUCAAAUGUUAGGUUGCCCGCAGUGAACUUUACGGUAUAACUGUAGGGCCGAUGCAUGUUUGAAAUUAGCUUCAACCGAUAUCAUUAAUGCGAAAAUAUAUUAGUUUCAGUGUUUGUGUGUAAGUUUGUUACUCAAUCAUAUCAAAACCCCUGAAGGGACGGAGAUUAAAUUUGGCCAGAGGUAGAGUAUGGUAUGGAGUACCGAGUAAUACAAAGGCUGAGUUGGCUGGCUGUUAGUAUGUAAUGUAUGUACGUUAUGCCUCUGUAUUACCCUUUGAAAAAUUAUGGCCCAAAACUUUUUCAGGCCAGAAUCAAACAAUUCUGCCAUUGGAUAACGUUAUAAAACACAAAUGUGUACGUAAAUUGUAAACAUACAUAACCCACCCGUUAGCUUCGCCGUAAGCAGGUAAAAAAUUUAAUACUGCCAAAAAUAAGAAUUUAAUUAUGCUCUUGAUGGCAACACUGACUUAUUAUCUAUGUGAAUCCGCACGCACAUGUGACGCAGGACAACUGACAACUUCUCGCUUGCUUGACAGUUGGACAGUUUCAUUUUACAAUUUACACAUUUUAUUUUGAAUCUGCGCUUGUGUGCGAUGUUAUCACUUAAUCUUUAAACUAAUACGAUACUUAAGUUUUUGUGAAGUGCAUUGUGUUGAAAAUUGCCAUAAGGACGCAAACAUAUUCUCAGUCCAUAUGUAAACAUGGACAACUCUGAAAGUAAGAAAAGUAAAAAACAGCGUAAGGUACCUAACAAAUCUUUAAGGCAAACAUCAUCAGAACAGAAAGAAAACGUUCCCAAAAAUGAAAAAGGUACAGCUAGUAAAAGUACACCAGAUGGUGGAAUUGCUAAAUCUAAACUGUUGUUAAUGAAGAAGAAUAAAACCCGUGCAAGAAGGCAACCUAAACAUGAACGGAUUUGCCCCAAUGGUAAGCCUUUACCUUCCUUAUCCCAACUGAAGAAAUUUUAUGAGGAUGAUGAUGAUGAUAAUGAUACUGACAAUCAAAAUAAUAAUACGACAAAUCCAAAACAAAAUUCAUGUACAUCCCCUACACCAGAUAAGCUUUUAUCAAAUUGUGACAACAAAACAAUCCAAAUAUCCCCUUCAACUAUAAAAAGAAUAUCAGAGAAAAUGGAGAAAUUAAUAGACAAUAUCUCUGAUCCCUGUCAACUGCUUGAAGAUUACCCUAUUUUAUUACCCUUGGAACCAAUAGAUUCACCACCACCACCCGCUAUAAUACCGCCAAAAAAAAGAAAGAAACCUGAACUUCCAUAUAUUGUUGGUUGCAAAGAACGCCCGCAAGUACCAAGUAAAGCAAGCACAAAGUUUUGUAAAGGUGAUAAAAAUUAUGGUAUAACUUCUUCAGGUGCUGAUCCAGAAGAAGAGGAACCAAAAAGCAAGAAAGCUAAAAAGUCAAUGAUUAAAAGUUACUCAAAAUCCACUUUCAAUGCUCUCAGUGAUGAAAUUUCAAAAAAGCUGACUGAGAAUGAAUCGGGUAAUGUUAGUGAUUGUAGUUCCGAUAGUAAUAAAACAAUAGAAUAUGAUGUAACACCGUAUACACCAUAUCAACCUCUGAAACCUCGGCCAUUUUCACCGCUUCCAAGUACUUCCAGAGACAGGGAAACUUUUAUAAAAAAUGAUGAGUUAUUUAAUGAAAGUUUGAAGGCAAUUGAUGCAAUGGAACAAUCAUCCCCACUAACAGAAAAAGCCACUGAAAAUAGCAAUGUAAAAUUAGAGGAAACUACUCCAGCACAACAAUCUUCUCAAAAUGAAGUAGAAAUUAUAGAUAUACCAUAUGACACUAUUGUAAUUGAUGAAAAUAGUGAUACUUUUUCACAAAAUAAGAUUAAAAAUGAAGUUGAAGAUUCUGAUUUAAUUCAAAUACUAGAGCCACAGGCUAUCAAAGUUCCUAAAGAUGAACAAACAGUGAGUAAUUUGACCAAUGAUGAUGAUUGUAUAAUUAUUACAAGUGAAACCGUAAAUGAGGAUUCAAGAGAAACUAUAAUUAUUGAAGAUGAAUACAGUUGUAUCAACGAACCAUAUCCACUUAAUGAUGAUGAACCAUAUGAUGUUAUAAAUAUAGAUGAUAUACUAAACGAAAAUAAAUCUAUACUUAGUAAAUGGAAAAAUAAAACAGAAUUAAACAAAAUAACCACAGUAAUUGAAGUUCCGGACGAUUAUAGGAAUACUAGAAUGUCAAUGACAACUACUGUCACUGAUUCUACAAAUAAUCAUCAAUCAAAUUCACACACUAAUCAAAAUGAAAGUGUUGUCAUAGUAGACUCCCAGAGUCCUCAAACAAUAACUGAAGACAGUCAAAUUCAAUCAACAAGGCUGCAACAGAAUGAGCAAACUCAACAAACAUUGUCAGAACCAGUUGAAAUUAUUCAAGAAGUUCCACAACCACAGGAAUCAGUAUUUAGAAACAUACUUGAUGACUUCUUUAGACAACGAACACGAAAAGGAAAAACUGGAAGGCCUAAUAACACUCAACAAUUGGAGAGAAUAUUUGAAUCAUUUAUAAAUACAGUACCAAGUUCUAAUAACAGCAAUCAAAUAGGAACAUUAAAUAUUGUUGAUAGUCAUACAGCAACCAACAAUUUUCCAAUUCAAGAAAGCAGGCAAAGAGCUCCUGAAGCCGUAAGCACUCCACCUCAGCAAACCACCAGUACCCCUCAACAACCAUCACCAGAACCAAAAAGAAGUUUAGGAGAUUGUCCUAUUUGUUUGGACUCGCUCACCUCUAAUGGAAUUGCUUCCACAUUAUGUGGUCAUGUUUUCUGUGUGGAUUGUAUAAAAACAGCUAUUAGACAAAAUGGAAAAAAAUGUCCUACUUGUCGGAAAGCUCUGAAAGGUCCAAAUGGAGGAUACCAUCUAUUGUAUUUAUAAAUAUGUGUAUAUUGUUUUGUUAUACAAAUCUUAUUUCAGAUACUUACCAAAUAUAGCUGGUGUAAGGUUGUCAAGCUUAGACUCUAUCUUACUAGUCACAUAUUAUUAAUUAAUAGUGCCAUCAACAUUUACACUUAUAGGUGAUACAAUACUUUGAUAUAAUAUUGUUUAAAACUUGUGAAGUUUUAAAAUUGUAAAUAUAAAAUGUGAUGAGUAUGUGACUCGUAUAUGUGUAUGAAUGUAAGCUUUUUAGUUAUAAUUCAAAUGUUCUAUUCCACACAAAUUGCAUUUAUUACCAAAUGAUACCAUGGUCACAUGAUCGCCAAGAGAUUUGUGACAUUUAAUCUACAAGUGCCUGCAGUAUAAGUACCUGGUUAAUGAUAUUUGAAGUAAUACAUAUUUUUUUAAGAACUGAUCACUUAUGUGUCUUGUUGUUUGUCUUGUUUAUCUUGUUCUGAAGAAAAUUGGACAUUUUUAUUAUUGGUUGGGCCCAUCUGUUUUUCAUUUAUUAAAAUUUAUGAAUGGCUUCAAAUCAACUACAAUAGCAUGUUGAUCAUGCUAAUUAGUGAUUUUCUUUGAUUAUUGAUUUAAUUAUUGUAAAAGAGGGAUUAUUAAUGUGAAAAUUAGUAUAAAGAAACAUUAUUUACAAUCAAAAGAAUGCUUAUGGUGUUUAUUCUCUUUGAUGUGCAUUACCUCAGCAAUCAUUUAGUUUUACUUAAUGAAUAUAAUAAUAUUAAAGACAAAGGCUUUAUAAAUAAAAAUUAUCAAAGUACCUACCUGCUAUGUAAACUUAACAAUAGUGCCUGUUAAAAAAUAGUAUAAAGCGACAGAUUCUUGCUAUAUAUAAAGGAUGAUUAUGUCAAUCACUCUUUAUAAAAUGAUAAUCUUAAUUUUGUUAU
This is a messenger RNA of Spodoptera litura, 4222 nucleotides long. NCBI's taxonomy places the organism in Eukaryota, Metazoa, Arthropoda, Insecta, Lepidoptera, Noctuidae. The record is from RefSeq and is a predicted model, not a curated record.